Molecule: messenger RNA, 2361 nt
Organism: Glossina fuscipes
Lineage: Eukaryota; Metazoa; Arthropoda; Insecta; Diptera; Glossinidae
Product: branchpoint-bridging protein
Exons: 8
Coding region: 634-1857 (407 amino acids)
Biological process (GO): regulation of alternative mRNA splicing, via spliceosome
Cellular component (GO): nucleus
Molecular function (GO): mRNA binding
Source: RefSeq, a predicted model, not a curated record
GCUCUCAAUUGUUAACAGUUUAAACAUGAACGGAAAUCAUUUGAAAAAUAUUCGUUAAACGGGCUUUUUUUUCUAAACAUUCAGUGAUGAGUCUUAGUUUUUUUUUUAAGUUAAAGAAAUUUUGUUGUUUCAGUUUUUCUACGGAACAAAACUAAUGAGUUAUAACUGUAAAAAAUCAAGUAUUUUGUUGUUGUGUUUUUGAUCAAAGGAUAGCAAUAACAAAAACAACAAGCAACCGAAUUCUUUAAUGAACGGAAACAAUUCUGUGUGCAAUAAGCAAAAAAAGAAAAAAAAUUCUUUUGUGCAAAAAAAAAUAAAUAAAAGCAAAGCAAAACGAUUUCAAAGGAAAAUGAAAAUAAAUAAAAAGGUUUGAUUCACAUCUUCUUGCAUUUAAUGGUUUGCGACUCGAAUGAUAACAAUGACACAAGCAAUUAAAAUGAAUAUUUCGCACAAAGAAAGAGACGGAAAUUAAAUAAGGAAAGACAAAAAUUAAUAGUAAAUAAAUUAAAUUUCCAAUUAAAUAAAAGAAAAAAAAACAAUGAAAUUUCAUUAUGCUGUUGCCAUUUGAAAGCGUUUACAUGCAAAUGUUUACUUAAGAAAUCGAGUUUUAAUAGUCAAAGUCAUCUUAGCGGCAUGGAUGUUAUAAACAAAGCAAACAAUUUGAACACAACUGAAGAACAACGUUCGCCUAAAGGUUCAAAUGAAAAAUCUAAAAUGCUGGAUAUAACUAGAGACAGACCAGUUAAGGUAGCUGUUAAGGUAGCCGUACCAGUACGUGAUCAUCCAAAGUUUAAUUUCGUGGGAAAAUUACUGGGGCCUAAGGGCAACUCAAUGAAACGUUUGCAAGAGGAAACUAUGUGCAAAAUGGCCGUUUUGGGGCGUGGCUCAAUGCGAGAUCGCAAAAAAGAGGAAGAAAUGCGUGCGAGCGGUGAUAGCCGCUACGCUCAUCUAUUCGAAGACUUGCAUGUGGAAAUAUCAACUUUUGCCGCUCCUGCCGAAGCUCAUGCUCGUAUCGCCUACGCUUUGGCCGAAGUGCGUAGAUUUUUAGUGCCGGAUUACCAUGAUGACAUACGUCAAGAACAAAUGUGGGAAAUGCAAGUUUUAACCUCAUCAUCAACGUUAAACAAUAACAAUGAGGCAGUGAGUCCCAAUCGUUUAAUAGAGGGCGGUAUAACCGAUAUGGAUACAUCGAACGAUGACAAGUCCGAUAAUGAAUUAACUGGAAUGGAUUGUACGACAUCGGAGAAAAAUGAGAAUCCGGCAUUAAGGAUAAGAAAUAGUACAAAUACGGGAAUGUUAACAUCAAAUGGAACAGUACAAGCAAACACAACAGCAAUACAUCCUUCUGUUAUGGCUGCAGCUUUACAGCAUCAAUUGUCGUCAGCGGCAGCAAGCUUAAGUGGUUUAAUAAAACCUACACCGGCCAGUAUGGCCGCUGCCGUUACGGGUUUAACGACGGCAACACCGGCUGUAGCAACAGCCGGCCUUACUAUACCUAACGAAGCUGAUACCACCGCCUCCACUUUAACUUUUUUAGAGCCACCAGGUACAAUUUUGCAUCCAGCCUUGAGAAAUGUUAAGACCAUAAACAUCGCCGGUAAUUUAACACGUAAACGUCCGUUAUUGGGGGUACCACGUUCCAGUAUGAAUCAAACCAAACGCACGGUUAUGACUCUAUUAGCUCGUGCUAAAACCUCACAAACGUUACAUACGAUUAGGAAUCCAGUAGCCGCAGCCACAGCCACUGCAUUCUCGGAUCCUUUACGAAUGUUAGCUUCUCCCUUUAUAAUACCCCACCAACCCAUGGAGCAAUCUAUGUUAGCCUUGUCUAAGGAGUCCUUAGCCCAAGGCGUAUAAAAACGAAAUCCUAUUCGACUAUUUUAAUUGAUUUUAAUCCUCGAACCAGCCGUAUACACUAUGGUGAACUGUUUAGCUUUUCUGUAAGUAUAUCAAAAGAAAAAAGGAAAAAACACGAAACUGCGAUUCUAAUUUAUCCCGCCCUCAUUCGAAAAAUAUAUAUAUAUAUGCAUAUAUAUAUUUAAAGAAAUAACUGAAUUAAAUAAGUUUAGAAAAAUUUUGAAAUUAAAGGCUAUUUACGGAAGAGAUUUUAAAGCGAAAUAAUUCUUGAGAAGAUUUCGACGGCCCCAAGGCAAGUUAUGAAAAAAACAAAAGAAAAAAGAAAACGAAAAUUUCUUUUUUAAAUAUUUUCGUUCUUCUUUUUAUUAUUUAAUUAUUUCAUUUUUUUUUUUUUUUUUUAAUACUUACUAUACUAAUAAAUUGUGAAGGCAGUCAUUUGAAUGAAUUGAAAUGAAGUUGAUUUACUUUACAGUAUGAAAUAAAUAAAAUAAAAAGAAGCAAAUA